CGAGGCAACUGCUACCUGGCUAGCCGGAAACUCGGUCGGUCCUCCUCUCGAAUCCCGAAGUGUCGGGUUAACAUUGCUGGAAGAGUAGCUUGGGCUUUACCCGCCUUGUUAGAGGUGGACAUUGGGCCUGAAACUAAAGGUCUCUUCGAGUUGGUGAGGACUGGUGUCACUACUGAGGAUGGGCACGCCGAAUGGGAGGCGGCAGCCGGCCCCGCUUCUCAUGCCGCAACACCUGGUAUGGUGAAGUGCAUUUUUUUGCCCUGACACUUUUUUUAAAAUAUCCCAUUGGGCCAUGCACGUACGCCGCGGAGGGUGUCGGCAAUUUGAUUUCCAAAACGUCGAGCAUGUUCAACUUUUUGAUGUGUGUGCUGCGCUCUGCCGCGGAAUGUUUGGCUCCAACAUAGCUCGAAUGACAGACGGUGAUGCAGCAUUCGAACGGCAGAUGAUCAACGACGUAAAUGGAUUGGUGCAUGAAACGAUUUCGCAGAAUCGUCUAGCUACGGAACUUAAUGUUCCGGAGCUGAAUACUCCAGAAUUUGUGAAAAUGCAUGAACAUUUCCUGAAUGUCACAUCUGGGCGGGUGCGCCAGGCCAAGUUCAAGGCGGCUGGUGCCGUGCGUUCCUGUAACCAGGCGGAGAUGAACAAGUCCUUCGCCGACUUAGACAAGUUUUGUACGGCGUUCAAAACGUCUUGCAUUGGCUAUCGUAAUGCUUUGGCCGUGGCUCUUCCCAACGUGGGUCAGGGUAACGACCAUGACGACGACGACGACGGUCCGGGCCCCAGCUCGAAGCCAGUCCAGAAGCCAGUCCAGAAGCCUCUUAAGAGCCUUGACUACACGUGUAUGGAUACCAGCUUAGCAUCAACGACAAGCAACAAACGGCGGCGAGAGGAGGAGGACGACGAGGACGAGGAGGAGGAACCCCGCGCCCGCACCCCCACCCCUCCACCGCGGAAGCGGCGUCCGCGGCGUCGAGACGACCACGACGACCCUCCCCCGCCAGCUCCUACCCACGCCAAGAGGGUGUCUAGUACUACGUUUACACGGGGGAGCUAGCCUCGGUCAACUCGAGGGGUGGGGGAGUGGAGGGGAGACACCACUCAGCCAGGGCUAGCAGACGUCGUGUUCACGCGGUGCCGGUGGAGCGUUGUUGGGGUGACUUUCUAACCUCAAGAUAGCCUAAACAAUUUCGAAUUUAAGUCGAAAUCAGGUCGAAAUUUGCUUUACGCAAUCGACAAAGGAUAUUUUUAUUCAGAAACGAUCAGUUACAAGUGGUAAAAAACAAAUCAAUAAAAAUUACAUA
Messenger RNA from Thrips palmi, 1301 nucleotides. RefSeq lists its product as uncharacterized. Bases 293 to 1054 code for a protein of 253 amino acids. The transcript is spliced from 8 exons. NCBI's taxonomy places the organism in Eukaryota, Metazoa, Arthropoda, Insecta, Thysanoptera, Thripidae. The record is from RefSeq and is a predicted model, not a curated record.